GGAACAUAUCCGACCAACGAUCCCUUCUCCAUUCUGUGUUUCCUAUAUAAACAAGUUUCGACUCAACUCAAAUCACUUCACCACCCUUUUACUCUUCAGAAAAUUUCUCACUACCGAGGAAGCCAAAGUGAGCUUAAAUUUAGAAUAUUAUAACUAAAUUAAUAUUAAUUACUGUUAUCAUGGUGGAGCAGGGUGGCAGCGAAGAUCAGACCACGACGUUCAACAAAUAUGCCUUUGCUUGUGCUAUAGUUGCUUCAAUGGUUUCCAUCAUCUCUGGUUACGAUACUGGUGUGAUGAGUGGAGCAAUGAUAUUCAUCAAGGACGAUAUUGGAAUCAGCGAUACCCAGCAAGAGGUUCUUGCAGGAAUCUUGAAUCUAUGCGCGUUGGCAGGAUCAUUAGCUGCAGGAAGAACCUCUGAUUACAUCGGUCGUCGAUACACGAUUUUGUUAGCCUCCGUUCUGUUCAUGCUGGGUGCAAUUCUGAUGGGGUAUGGCCCCAACUAUGCAAUAUUAAUGGUUGGAAGGUGCGUUGGUGGUGUGGGUGUGGGUUUUGCUCUUAUGAUAGGACCGGUUUACUCGGCAGAGAUUUCCUCUGCAUCAUCCAGGGGUUUUCUAACCUCUUUGCCGGAGCUUUGUAUCGGCAUUGGCAUCUUACUUGGCUACGUAUCGAACUUCUUCUUGGGAAAAUUGACCUUGAAGCUUGGAUGGAGGUUGAUGCUUGGUGUUGCUGCGCUUCCUUCACUUGCAUUGGCUUUGGUUAUUCUGGCAAUGCCAGAGUCGCCAAGGUGGUUAGUGAUGCAGGGUCGUUUGGAAGGUGCGAAGAAGGUGCUAUUGAAAGUUUCAAACACCACACAAGAGGCGGAACUUCGGUUCAGCGAAAUAAAAGUGGCUGUAGGGUUUGAUGAGACGUGUGGCAAGGUCCCUGAGAAGUCACAGGGUGAAGGCGUUUGGAAAGAGUUGCUUGUGAGGCCCACACCGGAAGUUCGUUGGAUGCUGAUUGCAGCAGUAGGGAUUCAUUUUUUCGAGCAUGCAACUGGGAUUGAAGCUGUGAUGUUGUAUAGUCCGAGAAUCUUCAAGAAAGCUGGUGUGAGAAGUAAGGAUAAGCUCUUGCUUGCGACUGUUGGAAUCGGCCUGACUAAGAUAAUUUUCUUGUUGAUGGCUUUGUUUUUGCUUGACAAAGUUGGUAGAAGGCGGCUCUUGCAAAUAAGCACUGGGGGGAUGAUUUGUGGGCUGACACUUUUGGGUUUUAGUUUGACCAUGGUUGAUGAAUCCAGUAAAAAGGUAUUGUGGGCAUUGAGUCUUAGCAUUGCGGCCACAUAUGCUUAUGUUGCUUUCUUUAACAUUGGGCUUGGGCCUGUGACUUGGGUCUACAGCACGGAGAUAUUUCCUUUGAAGUUGAGGGCGCAAGGGGCUAGUAUAGGAGUUGCCGUGAAUAGAACCAUGAAUGCUGUGGUUUCCAUGAGCUUUCUUUCAGUCUCCAAAGCAUUCACCAUUGGUGGCAGCUUCUUCAUGUUCGCUGGUGUAUCUGUACUCGCUUGGUUCUUCUUUUACUUUUUUCUUCCUGAAACCAAAGGCGUGCCUUUGGAAGACAUGGAAAUGGUUUUUAGCAAAAAAUCCUGCCCUAAAAAUGUAGUAACAAAACCUGAUCCCAGAAAGAAAGAAGAAAAACGUAGAGCUAAAUUCCAUACCCAAACAAAACCCGACCAGUUUUUUUCAAUUGAAAUCCAAGAAAUGAAGGAUGAAGAGACACUCCCAAUUGCGAAAAAGGAAACCCUAACUUCAGAUUCAGGUUUAUUCGGAAGAGGAAGUUACAAAUUUUGGGCACUGGCGGCCAUUUUGCUCCUCGCACUGUGGUCCAUGUUCACCGGCACCGUCUCGCUCCGGUGGUCGGGCACGCUCAACACCUUCUCCCAUGACCUCCACGUGCCGCUCCACGACCACCUCGACGUCCUCGAAAUGGAGGAGAGAGAGAAGGUGGUGAGGCACAUGUGGGACGUGUACACGAAUAACCGUAGGACCAGGUUGCCUCGGUUCUGGCAAGAGGCCUUCGAGGCUGCGUACGAGGAUUUGAGCAGUGACGUGGCGGAGGUUAGAGACGCUGCCAUCGCCGAGAUCGCUAACAUGUCUCUAAGCUCCUUUGAUAUUCAAUUGCCUCCUGUCACACAUUCUACGAAAGCACAGGAAGUUGAUAAGAACCGCGAGCAAUUGGAGAAAGGUAAAGGUGUAACCUCCAAACGUGCAUAGAUAUUGGAAUGUGAAGCAACCAAAGGGCCGUGUUACCUGAAGCUUAUCUUGUGGUUCCCAGGCGGAGUCAUACUCCGGUUUUCAUGCAUCCGUAACACGGAAAAUUAUGUACUUUAUUUGGUUGUGAUUCUUUCAAAUUUUGCAGUCAACUUCAUAAUGUUCACUGUACUAGUAAAUUGGAACGUGAUAAAUCAGAUUAAAAGUAUAUUUCUGGUUUGAUUUCAUUUA
Vigna angularis (adzuki bean) is the source of this 2471-nucleotide messenger RNA. RefSeq names its product probable polyol transporter 3. Gene Ontology annotation, molecular function: carbohydrate transmembrane transporter activity. Gene Ontology annotation, biological process: transmembrane transport. Bases 180 to 2243 code for a protein of 687 amino acids. Lineage: Eukaryota; Viridiplantae; Streptophyta; Magnoliopsida; Fabales; Fabaceae. The record is from RefSeq and is a predicted model, not a curated record. Gene Ontology annotation, cellular component: membrane. The transcript is spliced from 5 exons.